This is a messenger RNA of Penicillium atrosanguineum, 1770 nucleotides long. Its product is annotated as glycoside hydrolase family 13 protein. Gene Ontology annotation, biological process: oligosaccharide catabolic process. NCBI's taxonomy places the organism in Eukaryota, Fungi, Ascomycota, Eurotiomycetes, Eurotiales, Aspergillaceae. Bases 1 to 1770 code for a protein of 589 amino acids. The transcript has 5 exons. The record is from RefSeq and is a predicted model, not a curated record. Gene Ontology annotation, molecular function: alpha-amylase activity.
AUGGGUUCUAUUGGCACGGAAGCGCGUCGGUCAUGGUGGAAGGAGUGUUCAGUGUACCAAAUUUACACUCCCUCCUUCAAAGACUCGAAUGGCGAUGGCAUCGGGGAUCUUCGCGGGGUGAUGAGCAAGUUGGAUUACAUCCAGAGCCUUGGAGUAGACAUGAUCUGGCUAAACCCGGUCUUUAAGUCACCGCAGGUGGAUAUGGGCUAUGACAUCUCGGACUACUUCGAUAUUCAUCCGCCGUACGGAACGGCCACAGAUGUGGACGAAUUGACUGAGGCUGUCCACCGGCGGGGGAUGAAGCUGGUGAUGGACUUAGUUGUCAAUCAUACUUCGGACCAGCACCCCUGGUUCCAAGCAUCCCGGUCUUCCCUAGCCAGCGAACAUCGAGACUGGUAUAUAUGGAAAAAGCCCACCUUCGACGAACAUGGCAAAUCACAGCCACCAAAUAACUGGGCAUCCUAUUUUGGAGGGAGCGCCUGGGAAUACGAUGAAGCAUCUGGGGAAUAUUACCUCCAUCUGUUUGCUAAGCAGCAACCGGACCUUAACUGGGAAAACCCUACCGUGCGGGCAGCUGUCGAGAAUAUCAUGCGAUAUUGGCUCGACAAAGGAGUUGAUGGAUUCCGUAUGGACGUGAUUAAUUUCAUUAGCAAACAAAUGCACUUUCCGGAUGCGCCUAUCACCAACAAAAAUUCGGUUUGGCAGAACGGUGCCAAAUACUACGCCUGUGGCCCGCGCCUGCAUGAAUAUCUUCAUAAUAUUGGCAAGAUUCUGAAAGAGUACGAUGCCUUUUCGGUUGGAGAGAUGCCUGAGGUCAACGACUGCGAUGAGGUUCUCAAGGCCAUUGGUUUUGACCGAGAAGAAUUGAGUAUGAUCUUUCACUUUGAACUGAUGGGGCUUGAUCACGGAGCUGGAGGAAAAUUCACGCCCAGAAAAUGGAAAAUGCAAGAACUCAAAUCAGUCGUGUCCAAGUGGCAGAAGGUCAUGCAUGAGAAGAGCGGUUGGAAUGCCCUCUAUCUCGAGAACCAUGACCAACCUCGCGCAGUAUCUCGAUUCGCGAUUGAUCACCCUCAGUAUCGCGCCUUGUCGGCGAAAUUGUUGGCAACUUUUCUUGGUUUCCAAAACGGCACGGUUUUCAUCUAUCAAGGCCAAGAACUGGGCAUGGCUAAUGUUCCCCAUGAUUGGACCAUCGACCACUACCGAGAUAUUGAAACUCUGAAUCAUUGGGCGGAGUUCCUGGCGACUAGAGGGGAGAAAACCGCUUCUCAUACGGCUACGCUGGCAGAAUACCGGAAGAAGUCACGGGAUAACGCUCGCACGCCCAUGCAGUGGGACAGCUCUGCGCAUGCGGGCUUCUCCUCAGCAAUCCCGUGGAUUUCAGUCCAUGAAGACUACCCCGUCUGGAACGCCACCGCUCAGGUCGCCGAUGCAAAGAGUGUAUACCAUUACUGGGCUAGCGUACUUCGACUCCGCAAGUCCUGCCCCGACGUUUUUGUUUACGGAUCGUUCGAGCUCGUCUCUCGAGACGAUGCUGAAGUUUUUGCAUAUUCUCGACAUUCUUCGACCAACACGGCGCUAGUUGUCUUGAACUUUGAACCCCGAGAGGUCUCCUGGACCAUGCCAAAGAACCUAUUCUGUGGGCAGGCCGCUGAGGUUUUGUUAUCUAACUAUACUCGUUCAAAGGCCUCCACCAUUGCUUGCGAAACAUUAACCCUGGCACCGCUGGAAGCUUUUGUCUUGCUGGGCGUAACUUCGUCUUCGAGGCUAUAG